Molecule: messenger RNA, 1081 nt
Organism: Acanthochromis polyacanthus (spiny chromis)
Lineage: Eukaryota; Metazoa; Chordata; Actinopteri; Pomacentridae
Gene: stpg1
Product: sperm-tail PG-rich repeat containing 1
Exons: 4
Coding region: 457-1017 (186 amino acids)
Biological process (GO): epigenetic programing of male pronucleus
Cellular component (GO): female pronucleus; germinal vesicle; male pronucleus
Molecular function (GO): chromatin binding; histone binding
Source: RefSeq, a predicted model, not a curated record
CAUAACAAUAAUAAUAAUAAUACAUUUUUUAAAGUGCCUUUCAAGGAACUCAAGGACACUUUACAAAGACAUAAAACUCGACAACAAUAAUUUAAAACUAUACAAUAAAAAUAUCAAUAAAAAGAAUAAAACAAAGAACAACAAAGAGGUGUGGCACAACAGGUCAUAAUGUUCACAUAAAAAGUCUGUAUUUUAAUAAAUAUUAGUCUGUUCUUUGUACAAUUCUACAAUUUAAUUUAGCAGACGCUUUUGUCCAAAGCGACGUACAACACAAGCAUGUGACUGUAAAAUUUGAUCUAAACCAGUAAUGAGGACAACGGGAGGGUCAGAUAGAGAAAUCUGUGUUUCUACAAUUAUGAAUUAGUUCUUUUCAUCAGAUAAUAAUGUGUUUUUGUUUUAUUUUUCUGUCACCUUUGCUUUGUUUGCUGGAUUUUCAUUUUUUCUAUUUUACAGUUGAUGCUGGUUCUUCUGUGUGUCCAGGUGGGUUCUGUAAACACGGUGAGGUUCUCCUCAGUUGCUGGAACGUCAUCUUUCCUCUCAAAAACAUCUCGAGACUCGACCUUCCCAAACAGGAACGUUCCGUCACCAGGCCGCUAUGAGGUGAGCAGCAGUCUGAUCCAGAGCGGCUCCAGAGCUCUUCUAUCGCCGUUUAGAUCUAAAACCCAGAGGAGUUCUGCUGCCGUGGACAAAGGAGGACCAGGACCAGGAGCCUACAGCCCUCAUCAGGCUCCGGUCAAGAGAACCGUCCUGCCGAGGAGGCAUUACCUGGCCUUAUCAGCUCCUCCUCUGGUGGUUCCUAAGGACCCCCCUCCACCAGGACCAGGUCAGUACGACAUCAGGGAUCAUAAGCCAACAUCCAAACGUUUGAGGCCAACGGCGGCAUUCGCAUCCAGAACCCAGCGAAUACCUCAAACCUCUGGAGCUGAGAUGAUCCCAGGACCAGGUUUCUAUGAUCCUCAGCUUCAGUCCAAACAGUCGUUCUUUUACAACGAUUCCAGAGUCUGGUUACCGGCUUGAAGCUUCCAGCAGCUCAACGUUUAAUCAUCAGAAGAAUAAACUUUAUUUCUGUAGAACCUCUAAA